Molecule: messenger RNA, 1999 nt
Organism: Melospiza georgiana
Lineage: Eukaryota; Metazoa; Chordata; Aves; Passeriformes; Passerellidae
Gene: NUDT13
Product: nudix hydrolase 13
Exons: 9
Coding region: 620-1645 (341 amino acids)
Molecular function (GO): metal ion binding; hydrolase activity
Source: RefSeq, a predicted model, not a curated record
AUUAACUUUAAAAGCUUACACUGAAACAUAAAUGCAUUAAAAAUAUUUAAAGGUUAAGUAAAAAAACAUAAAUAUCCUUGUUAACAAUAUUUUAGCAAUAUUUUAUCCUUAUUAAUGAUAUUUUAUCCUUAAAAAGUCUUAUAACUAAAAAUCUUGUACCUUUCUAAACCAUACCAUAACAACAUAAACCGAACUCACCCUUCCUACCUAUAUAAAAAUUUUUAAAAAAUAAACUACAUCAUCAAAAAUAACUCCAAAAGUCCCAUCUCAAAUUCCUUCCAAAAUCAAAAUUUGGAAAUAAAGGAUCUCAAAUGAUGCCCCGUGUGAUUUUUGGCAUCUUUUCCUAUUCGAGGACGUGUGGUCCUUUACUUUAAACAACGCUUCCGUGCUGGGGAUACAAAACCCAGAGAGGCUUGGGGUGGGGGGGAAAAGGAGGAGAAAAGAGAAAGUAAGGAACAGGAACACGCUGCAGCGCGCACAGAACUACAAUUCCCAGCGCUCCCGGUGCGGGAAGAGCGGCUGGAGCGCAGCGGAAGGGCCGGCCGGGCUCUGCCGCUGACCGGGGCCGGCGCUGCUUCCGCACACGGCGCAGCAGAGACACCAGCUGUAGGUGUUGGUUAUGGCUGCAGUGUAUCAAGCACUGCACAGGAGAGUUUCCUCCCUUGCCUGCAGGUUGCACUCCACCUAUGUGAGAAAAAUGAGAUACUUAAAUCAGUUAAAGGAAGAUGACAGCCUUUGUAGACAAGCUCAGACCUCAGGAACUUUCUACCUCUUUCACAAUCUCUCCCCCUUCCUGCAGAAAGUUGGGAAGAAAUAUUUGGUACCACAGCUCAGUGCAGCAGAGACGAGACAGAUUCUGGGGAAGCUGCAGGAGGCCGAGCAGUGGAUGGAGAAGUCGGUGCUGAUCGGAUGUUCGGACGAGCACAGGCCGCACUUCGCGCUGGAUUUAGGAGCCUUGGAUAAAUCAGUCAUUGAGGCAGAACUGCAGGGAUCAUUUACUGACCUACGGAAAGCUCUCUUUGUCGUGGACAGGAAGGAUUCUCCUUUGCUGGCUUCAGCCCAGUCCCUCCUGCGGUGGCACGAUUCCCACCAGUACUGCAGCAGAACUGGGCAGCCCACUGAGAAGAACCCAGCUGGCAGCAAACGUGUCUGCCACGCCAGUGGAGUCACUUACUACCCUCAGGUGUCUCCAGUGGUCAUCACCCUGGUGUCUGAUGGGAGCCGCUGCCUCCUGGCCCGACAGCCCUCGUUUCCCCCGGGGAUGUUCACAGCUCUGUCAGGCUUCUGUGACAUGGGCGAGAACGUGGAGGAGGCAGUGCGGCGAGAAGUGGCCGAAGAGGUGGGGCUGGAGGUGGAGUCGCUCCGCUACUCGGCGUCCCAGCACUGGCCCUUCCCCAGCAGCUCCUUAAUGAUUGCCUGCCACGCCCUGGUGGGAGCGCAGCGGGCGGAGAUCAGUCUGGACACCCUGGAGCUGGAGGAAGCCCGUUGGUUUGGCCUGGAGGAAAUUGUGGAGGGUCUCAAGAGGGAGCCCAGCUCUUCCAAGCAAGAUGAUGGCAGUUUUUUACCCUGGUUCCCUCCCAAACAGGCCAUUGCUCACCAGCUGAUCCGUGAGUGGCUUCAGCAGCAGAGUGCCCAGACAGCUUAGGCAGGGCUUUAUCCACUCUGUGAUUCCAGAACUGUCAAAGCUCCACAGAAAAGAUUCCAAAGCUCCUGGAGGCAAGGGCUCUGUCACAGCGAGGGCAGCACUCAAGACACACUGACCUACAAAGGUCUCUGAACUGGUCUGACAGGCCCAUGUACAGUGGAUCACCUCUGAGAUCCCAUGGUUUGAAGUAAAUGUACAAUAAAAUUCUUAGUUCCAAAGCAUCCAACUUGUUGUGACCAGCUGUCACUGACCCCAAGGCACCAAUGCCCCAUUUUCAUCCAUUUUUUCUGUCUUGGGUGGACAUUGAAUGCACCCUUUUUCUCAGAACAAAAAUAAAGGGAGAGUGGCACUUUC